Molecule: messenger RNA, 3434 nt
Organism: Uloborus diversus
Lineage: Eukaryota; Metazoa; Arthropoda; Arachnida; Araneae; Uloboridae
Product: mitotic apparatus protein p62-like
Exons: 4
Coding region: 90-887 (265 amino acids)
Source: RefSeq, a predicted model, not a curated record
UCUGGCAACGAGGUUGUUUCGGGAUAUGGGACUUUGAUUUCGGUGUGAAUACAGCGCAUAAUAAAUUUCGAUUCGGAAACUCGUGUAUUAUGGCUUCCGCAACAAGUGCGUACCGGGCGCCGGUGUCGGUGACUGUUUUUUACUGUUUGUGUAUGGUGUUCUGUGUUAUCGCUUCUCCGACGAGAAGGCAAUUUGUCACUUAUACCGAAACGACUUCUUCGGAUCCCGCCGCGCUUGUGACAAACGAUGGAACGGUUUGGGAUGAUAGUGAUGAUUUCGUUUUAGCAGAUGACUGGUUGUCACACGCUUCACCCUCCCCAACGACAGACAACGACGAGUACGAGUACGAUGCGGAAGAGCAAGAUCCGCACCAAGAAGGUGUCCUCCUCGAUCACGGCGGCGUUCCCAUGCCUUACGAUGACGACGACGAGGAUGAUUCUGCUGAAGCCCAAAACAGACACGAUUCAGAAUUUCUGUUCGUGCCGUCCAGAGAUAACAGACUGCUGCUGGAAGAUGAUGACGGCCCUAUUAAGGUAAGACAUACUGGGAAGAAUUCUUAUUCCCGAGUAGCCACGGACGACGAUUCAGAAGAAGACAAAGACCAACAGUUCGAAUUCACCGUAGACGAUGAAAAUCAAAGUGAAGAAAAAGUAGAAGACAAUGAUGACAGCGACUUCGAUUUAGAAGAGGAAACGCCCCCUAAAAUUUCAGUAGAGGAAAACGACACUGUGGAAAUUCUCCCCAGCCAGGAAAUAGACGAUGACGACAACGAAGAUGAUGACGAGGAAGAGUUUGAAAAUGACCUAGAUGGGGAUGAUGAAAUGUUCGAAAAUCCCGAUGAGGAUGCAGCCCAGGUCAUUUAUGGUGAUCACGUGUUCCUGUAUUGAAGACAAUUUAUGUGUGUCAUCAAGUGCAAAUAUUUUAAUGUUUCUCAUAUGUGUUUCAUCUGAAUUCAUCAUUUUCUUAAAAUUUUUAAGCGAAACUAAGAUGUAAAAAGCAGCUAUUUCUUCAGAGGAAGAUUUGUGAUAGCUUGAGAUUACUGUCUUUAUAGUUUUCAUCUUUAUCCUAAGAUGUCUCGAUUUCGUUAAUUUAGUUCUUCUAAAUAAAAAAUAUUAUGCAUUUAUUGCUCAUAUACAGCGUAAUUGUUGUUUGACAAAUAAAAAAAGUUAUUUUCUCCUCAUAAAUUCAUUAUUUUUAAGCAAUGACGUAAUGUUUUUGUGUCCUAUUGCUGUUUCUGUGAUAGAAAUGUUUACUGUUAUACGGUUCAAAUUCUAUAAGAGACUGCUGGUCUGAGUUGCUGUGGAAAAUCAGUGAUAUCUAAAAUAGCUCGGCCACUAAGUUUAGUGUAGUGACAAAGGCGGGUGGCAGUGGUGGAUAAAGCUUCCUAAACAAAAACACAACAACACAAGCUCCCCUCAUAUGUUCCUCUUAUAUUAUUUUGGUAUUUUGUUUCAUUAUUUGAGGGUUGCUACUGCACAACAGCAAAACGUUUAGGUUAGAACUAUCCCUAAAACUUCAGAUAAGAAUUGAUAAUUUAAUAUGGACAAUUAUAAUGUACUCAUAUAAGUUCCAACAGAGCGAAAAUUUGCCACAGCAAAAGUUAUGUCAUAAUCGAUAAUUUAAUAACAUCGUGAUUUAGUUUAUAGUAUGCUGCAUAGUAGUGGUGCUCAUUGAGAAGAGAUAAAAGGUAGAGAGAGUGAAGCAAUCAAUUCUUGAAGUAAGGAACCCAAGUCACGUGAUAAAUUUUAAAUAACGUAUUGGAAGAAAACAGGUUUAUUUCCCUAGUUUCACGCUAAACGUAUCUCUCAUUCGUCGUGGUUUAACUAUGUGACAUGGGAUCUUUGGCUCAGCUUUUCCUAAGCCAAUGAAUGGUUUUGCGUCAUAUAGUUACUAAUUCUUGCUCUGAGGUGGCGCCCAAUAUUUUCCACCGGAGAGCUGCACGUCAUAUUUAGAUGAAUGUCUCGGGUUAGAACAAAAUAAUAAAAUUAAAACACAAUGUGAUCACCCUCCCCCCCCCCCCCCGAUAACAUAGGAAAAGGAAGGAAAAUUAAACCAAGAAUUGCUGCUAUCAUUAUCACAUGUUUUUUUUUUUAUCAAUGCGAAGUUUCCUUCUGUCUUUAAGAAACUGAUUUCGAUCAUUUGGCUCCAAAUUUGCAACAAUCAUUCCUAAUACCCAAUGAAGAUGAUCGGUUGAUUUAGAAGUUUCCAGAAUACAGUUUUCGAUUCGUAAUGUUAAACAUGACAAAUGGGAUACACAGGUCAGCUUCGCGGGCCGCAUAUUGCCCGUGAAUCGUAGGUUAGGCACUCCUGCUGUAAGGCGUAUCCAGGGCUGUCCAACACUUCUGUAAGCAGGGAUACCUGAGCUUGUGAAAAACAAUGAAGGGUGCUGUUAUUUGCUGUUUGCUCGACUGGGACACAAACACUACUUGCUGUUUCAGCAGAAUAAUGGGAACCUUGAGUGGUUUAACGCCUUGAGGACAGAAGGGUUCGCAUUCCCUUCCUUGCCCUGGAUAUAAUUUCGGACUUUUUCUCCAAAUAUUUAUCUUGUAUAUUUGCAAGGAACAUAAGUUACAAAUUGUGCUACACAAUGGGUUGAAAGAACGCAAUGUUGGACAGCUCUGCCAUAACCAAUUCUCACCACAUAUGCAUAACUGCCAACUUGGCUGAUCCUAUAAGUGAAGGAGUCACGAUUCCCCAUAAUUUUGAUUCCUUCUCCCGAAUUCCCUUAUACAAAAUCAUUCUCUGGAAUUUUUAUCAAAAGAAUUUCUAUGAGAAUAAAAAAAGGCCUUUUGUUUAAGUAGGGUUUCUGGGGGCAGGAGGGUCGUACAGUCAUACAGCAUUCAUAAAUUCUUUUUUGGGGAAAUUCUUCUCAAAAAUGAUUUUAAGUGUUGAAAAUUAAGUGCUCAUACAGGGAAAUGGAAAUUGCUUCUACAUUGUUAAAUAUGAAAGUAGAUUUUCUGGUCUAUUUUUAUCCUAUUUCUUGUAACGACUUUUUUUUUUAUAACCGUUAGGGUAAAUGUUUUUUAAACAUAUUAGCAAUUUUCCUAAUUUUAAAAAUUCGUGCUUAAUUUCUGAAAAAUCACCAAAGUUUAAAAAACAGUGCUGUGAAAGUUAUUUAUGCAAAAAUAUCCCAUAUUUAUACUCUCCAAUGUCGGCAGUUAUGCAUUUGAUUUAUUUGGAAAUACUUGAAGUGUCUUUUUUUUUCUUUGUGAAAUAAUAUUAACUUUUUCUGGUGAUCUUGUUUGCAAAAUUGUCGCUCUCAUUUGAAAACGUAUUUACGUUUAAUGAUUUUUUACAUCAAAUAUUUCAUUCAUUUAUAGAUCUGUAACAAAUAGCAAAUCAUGUACUGAGAAAAGUUGUUUAUAUCAUACUUGGAAUUCAAGUCACAUCAUUGUACAUAUCGUUUUCUCAAUAAAAGUUCGUUUUGUAGUGUG